Geodia barretti is the source of this 228-nucleotide messenger RNA. Lineage: Eukaryota; Metazoa; Porifera; Demospongiae; Tetractinellida; Geodiidae. The record is from the annotation of a GenBank genome assembly.
AUGGCCUCGGGGAAGAGCCAUGUGGGGAAGAUUCUGUCCCAGAGCACCGGCAUGCCCCUGGUGGAUGCCGACACGGAGAUUGUAGCCCGCGCAGGAAAGUCUAUUGACCGAAUCUUUGCCGAAGAGGGGGAGACGGUCUUUCGCGACCUGGAGCGGGAGGUCAUCGCUGAGUUGUGCGCGGUUCGCCAGAUGGCAAGAUCUCUAGGCUGGCGGCGGGGCGUUCGUUGA